GUGGACAUCAGCGCCGUGGUGGCCUACACCAUGGCGGCCAAGGAGGAGGGGGAGCUGCAGCUGAUGCGCAAAGCGGCCGCCAUCACCUCCGAGGUCUUCAGCAAGUUCUUCAAGGAGAGGGUCAUGGAGAUCGUGGACGCCGACGAGAAGGUGCGUCACAGCAAGUUGGCCGAGUCGGUGGAGAAGGCCAUCGAGGAGAAGAAGUUCUUGGCCGGGGCGGACCCGUCGGCGGUGGAGAUGUGUUACCCCCCCAUCAUCCAGAGCGGGGGCAACUACAACCUCAAGUUCAGCGUGGUCAGCGACAAGAACCACAUGCACUUCGGGGCCAUCACCUGCGCCAUGGGCAUCAGGUACAAGUCCUACUGCUCCAACCUGGUGAGGACCUUGAUGGUGGACCCGCCGCAGGAGAUGCAGGACCAUUACGCCUUCCUCCUGCAGCUCCAGGACGAGAUGCUCAAGGAGAUGAGACACGGGGCCAAGUUGUGCGACGUCUACGGCGCCGUCAUGGACGUGGUGAAGAAGCAGAAGCCGGAGCUGCUGAGCAAGAUCACCAAGAACCUGGGCUUCGCGAUGGGCAUCGAGUUCAGGGAGGGCUCCUUGGUCAUCAACAGCAAGAACCAGCAGCGCCUCAAGAAGG
Nestor notabilis (Kea) is the source of this 637-nucleotide messenger RNA. Its product is annotated as FACT complex subunit SPT16-like. The annotation marks the transcript as partial. The transcript has 5 exons. Gene Ontology annotation, molecular function: nucleosome binding. The record is from RefSeq and is a predicted model, not a curated record. Gene Ontology annotation, cellular component: FACT complex. Gene Ontology annotation, biological process: transcription elongation by RNA polymerase II; positive regulation of transcription elongation by RNA polymerase II. Lineage: Eukaryota; Metazoa; Chordata; Aves; Psittaciformes; Psittacidae.